Molecule: messenger RNA, 2097 nt
Organism: Blastomyces dermatitidis ER-3
Lineage: Eukaryota; Fungi; Ascomycota; Eurotiomycetes; Onygenales; Ajellomycetaceae
Product: DNA polymerase IV
Exons: 1
Coding region: 1-2097 (698 amino acids)
Biological process (GO): double-strand break repair via nonhomologous end joining
Cellular component (GO): nucleus
Molecular function (GO): DNA-directed DNA polymerase activity; DNA binding
Source: RefSeq, a predicted model, not a curated record
AUGACAACUACUAAAACCCAAUCCAAAUCAUCUGGCACUUUGGCCAAAACAAUCAGCCUCGCCAGCCUUCCGUCCAUAUAUGUCUUGCCCACGCACUUGGAUCUGGACCAGCUGCAUGAAGUGGAGGAAACGCUGGAAAGAUGUGGUGCACAGCUCACCUACGACAUCUCUGAAGCUGAGCUAGUCUUGGGCAAAGUGUUGCAGAAGAGACGUGCUGCGUUUGAGCUUCGAUCUAGGGGACUAUGGACUGAGGAAAUUUCGGCGCCCACGGUUGUUACUACUGCUGCGUCGGAAGCAGGCCCGUCAGUGAAACGGCGGCGGGUUAGCGGUGUAAAGGAUGUGCAUGAGCAUGAGCAUGUACAUGUACAACCGGCUCAAGAGCCUCUUGUGGUCGAUCUGAGGAUGGAGUCGGAGGGCGAAAAUGUGGAUGCAGGCGAAGGGGCUGAAUCACGCCCUAAGCGGGUGCUUAAACCGUCAAAAUCACCGGCUGAUAGCUCAUUCAAUCCAAAGAUGAAGGACGGUAUCAUAAUUUUAAAAUUUUCAUGGCUGGACGAUUCCCUUAAAGCAGGGCACGCCGUACCGCUGGCUCCAUAUAUUGUUUACCAUGCGCGCAAAGUGGCUCCACGGGACAAUAUCUCAGUCGAUGGAACUUCUUCGAACGUUACUUCUGUAGUGGCUAGCCCACGGUCCCCACUCAGGCCAAGAGAGAGCCCGUCAAGGGCAAUUUUGGAGCGGGCAAAAGCAGAUGCGGCAUCGUCACCAGCCCCAAACCAUUUUUCUCCUGGCACUGCUAGAUCUCGUCGGGCUAGAGUUCAGCAUGGGCCUCCUGCUCAGAAGGAACCUCCCAGGCUUCUCCGUGAAACCACGGAAGAACAUGAAGCUGCAGAGACCGGGCCUCCAACCCCUGCCUGGGUUCGCGACAAGCUUAUAUAUGCCUGCCAGAGAUCUGCUUUCCUCAAUCCUCCAAAUGAAGCGUUCAUAAACCAGCUCAUCAAGAUCAAAAAAAUACGCGAGCUAACCCUUGAUGAAAUUGGUGUCCGCGCAUACAGCACAGCAAUUGCCGCCAUUGCCGCAUAUCCCUACAAACUCCAAUCACCAAAAGAAGUCUCCACACUACCAGGCUGCGAAUCCAAAAUUGCUAUACUCUUCUCAGAAUUUAACCAAAGUAAAGAUGGCACGCUCGAAGCUGCCAACCAGCUAGACACAGACCCAGUCCUCAGCGUCCUCAACCAAUUUUACAACAUCUGGGGCGUCGGUGCCAAAACGGCACGCGAUUUUUAUUACCACUACCAUUGGCGGAGCAUCGAUGACGUUAUCGAACAGGGCUGGAACAUGCUUUCCCGCGUUCAGCAGAUUGGCAUCAAAUACUUCGACGAAUUCAUGGCCGGCAUCCCGCGCAGCGAAGUCGAGUCAAUCGCUGACAUUGUCCUACAGCACGCCAAACAGGUCCGACCGCACUCGCAGAAGGAUUACGACGGCAAAGGCAUUGAAUGCAUCAUUGUCGGCGGCUACAGGCGUGGCAAGGAAGUUAGCGGCGAUGUCGAUCUCAUUCUCUCCCACCGUGACGAGAGAGUGACACACAACCUCGUCUACGAUGUCGUUGCCAGUCUUGAGAAGGAAGGCUGGAUCACGCACACGCUCGCCUUGCAUCUUACUACUUCGCAUCGGGAGCAGCAGACGGCGCCUUACCGUGGCGAUACAGGCGGGAAGCCGCGUUUUGACUCCCUAGAUAAAGCAUUGGUCGUAUGGCAAAAUCCCCAUUUCGAGGCUAGGAAGGGCGAAGACGGCAACGUUGAAAAUGAGAAACGAAACCCAAAUCCACAUCGCCGCGUGGACAUAAUCAUCUCUCCCUGGCGCACAGUCGGCUGCGCCAUUGUUGGUUGGACCGGUGAGACAACGUUUGAACGCGACUUGCGCCGCUACGCGAAGAAGGUACAUAAUUGGAAAUUCGACUCGAGUGGGGUACGCUCGCGUAGCACCGGAGGCCAGGUUAUUGAUUUGGAGGGUAAGGGGAGCACGUGGCAGGAGAGAGAGAAAUUAGUUUUGGAGGGGAUAGGAGUAGGUUGGAGGCCACCGGAGGAGAGGUGCACGAGAUAG